AUGGGUUUUCAAAGUCAAGUUCAUCCUGACUAUGUGUGUAAGCUUCGGAAGGCUCUUUGCUGUUUAAAGCAAGCUCCUAGGGCUUGGUAUGGCAAGAUUGCAGAGUUUCUUAUUUGCAAUGAUUAUUCGGUGGCACCGUCGGAUUCCAGCUUGUUUGUCAAAGCUAAAGGACGUAAGCUAGCCAUUGUGCUAGUAUACGUGGAUGAUUUAGUUUUAACUUGUGAUGAUGUUGAAGAGGUUCUCAGAACGAAGGAAAAUUUGUCAGUACGCUUUAAAAUGAAAGAACUGGGGUAUCUUAAUCAUUUUCUUGGUUUAGAAAUUGUUCGCAGUGGAGAGGGAAUAUUUAUGCAUCAACAUAAAUAUUCUAGAGAUCUGCUAAAUAGGUUUGGCAUGUAUGAUGGCAAACCGAUAUCAGUGCCGAUGGAGUUGAAUGCGAAGCUCUGCGCACAUGAAGGGAAAAGUUUGGAGGAUGCCACGGUGUACAGGCAGUUAGUGGGUAGUAUGAUUUAUCUUACCUUAACAAGGCCUGACUUGUCCUUUGCAGUUGGCGUGAUGAGUCGAUACAUGCAAAGUCCAAAGAAACCUCAUUUGGAAGCUGCUCGGAGAAUCUUAAGAUAUGUUAAGGGCACUCUUGGUCAGGGUGUUAUGUACAAGAGAAGUGGAGGUAACACCUUAGCUGGCUACAGUGAUGCAGAUUAUGUAGGAGAUUGUGGAACUCGGCGUUCAACAACUGGCUAUGUGUUUAUGCUUGGGUGUGGAGCGGUUUCUUGGUGUAGCAAAAGACAACCAACAGUGUCUUUGUCGACAACAAAAGCAGAGUACCGAGCAGCAGCGAUGGCGACGCAAGAGAGCACUUGGUUGGUGCAGUUCCUAAGAGAUUUGCAUCAAUCAACUGAGUAUUCAAUUCCCUUGUACUGUGACAACUUGUCAGCAGUAUGUUUGGCAGAAAAUCCAGUGUUUCAUGCUAGAAGUAAGCAUAUUGAAGUGCACUACCAUUUUAUCAAGGAGAAAGUUCUCAAGGGAGAAGUACAAAUGAUCCAUUUUAGAACUGAUGAACAAGUUUCUGAUAUGUUUACAAAAAGUUUGAGCUGUAGCAAGCUUGAUUACUUUGGCAAGAAACUUGGUAUUACAAGGAAUAAGAUAGUUGGUGUUGAAGGGUAG
Molecule: messenger RNA, 1161 nt
Organism: Ipomoea nil (Japanese morning glory)
Lineage: Eukaryota; Viridiplantae; Streptophyta; Magnoliopsida; Solanales; Convolvulaceae
Exons: 1
Coding region: 1-1161 (386 amino acids)
Source: RefSeq, a predicted model, not a curated record